CAUUUCAUUAAUUAGAACAACUAUUUUUUGACAUUAAAAAAAGCAAAAAGAAAACCAUAAACCAAUUACCUUUAUCUUCUUAUAUACAGUUACAGUAGUCCUUCAUCUCCAAAGUCUGGGAACAAAAAUGGCAGCAAAUCGAGGGCAUGCAGUUAUGGUUUCUUUCUUAUUUCAAGGGCAUAUAACCCCUUUCAUCCAUCUCGCCAUAAAACUUGCUUCCAAGGGUUGCACUGUCACCUUCGUCCAAACGGAGUUCCUCCACCACCGCAUCUCCACCGCCUCCGCCGCCGGUGAUGAUGAAGAGCGCGAGAUCCCGGAAAUCUUCCUGGGAGCACGUGAAUCUGGCCUCGACAUACGCUACGCCACGAUUUCUGACGGCUUCCCACUGGAAUUCGACCGGGAAGCCAACUUUGAAGAGUUUUGGGGGUCCAUUCUGCGUGAUUUUCCGGGCCGUGUGGACGAGUUUCUGGGUCGGAUCACGGCGGCGGAAAAUUGUGACGGCGGAGUACCGCCCAGUUUCUUGGUUGCUGAUACAACAUAUCUUUGGGGUUCUGAAAUCGCGCACAAGUAUAACAUGUUUUCAGUCUCCUUUUGGACGGAAGCUGCUCUCGCUUUCUCCAUUGGUUAUCAUUUGGACCUCCUCAAACUCAACGCCCAUUUCCCACUCGUCAACAACGAUGAUGGCGGCGACGGCGUAGUUAUAAGUUACGUUCCGGGCAUUGAAUCCAUAAGCACGAGAGACCUUAUGUCGUAUCUCGAGGGGGACAACGACCCCUUCAACAUCCCGACAGUCUUGUACCAAAACAUAAUCGACGCGUACGAGCAAGUGAAGAAGGCGGAUUUCAUCCUAUGCAACACCGUCCAAGAAUUGGAACCCCAUACUCUGUCCGCCCUAAAUCAGGAGCAGCCAACUUACGCCGUGGGCCCCUCCAAUUUCUCCGGCACCCCACCAAUAAUAACUGUGUCCAAUACUACUACUACUAGCCUAUGGCCCGAGGUGGACUGCCAAAAAUGGCUUGAUUCCAAGCCUCAUGGUUCAGUUCUUUACAUCUCGUUUGGCAGCACAAUCGAGACAAACACUCAGCUGAUUUACGAGAUAGCUCACGGGCUGAUGCUGAGUCAGCAACAAGUGAAUUUCAUAUGGAUUCUACGGCGUAAUCUUGUCAGGAUCACGUCCGAUGAUGAUGAUGAUGAUCUCUUGCCACCUGGAUUUGAGGAUUGUGUGGGUGACCGAGGAUUGGUGAUUCCUUGGUGCAAUCAGAGCCUAGUGCUUUCCGAUCCGAGCAUUGGUUGCUUUCUGACGCACUGCGGGUGGAACUCUGUAUUGGAGAGUAUAUGGCAUGGGGUUCCUAUGAUUUGUUUUCCUUUGUCCGUUGAUCAACCGACCAAUAGGAAAUUGGUUGUCGAUGAUUGGAAAAUCGGGAUUAAUCUCUGUGAUGGCCAGACAAAACAAAUUUCUCGACAACAAGUUGCACAAAAGAUCGAUCGCUUGAUGAGUAGUGGAAUGACGAGCUUGAGGCGAGAAAUAAAGAAAGUCGAGACGAUUUUGCACCGGGCAUGGGCUGCAGAUGGUUCAUCCAAUGUGAAUCUCGAUCGAUUUCUACAGGAUUUAAUGGCUAAAACUAAUUCCAAGUCAUCUGCAAAUUAAAUUAAUUAAUUCAUGAUACCCAUCCCGCCCUUAUUGUUUUCAUUUUCCGCCCUUAUUGUUUUCAUUUUCAGUUAAAGUAUUUGUUAAGUUGUAGCUCUAUUUGUUGGCUUUUCAAACCAACUUGAAUCAUUGAAGCUGGAUUAUUAUUAUUUUUCUUUUAAUUUUUUUUUCAAGUUAUGAUAAAAAUGGUAGAAUUAAU
Molecule: messenger RNA, 1847 nt
Organism: Erythranthe guttata (spotted monkey flower)
Lineage: Eukaryota; Viridiplantae; Streptophyta; Magnoliopsida; Lamiales; Phrymaceae
Source: RefSeq, a predicted model, not a curated record